AUGGCGCCCCGACGUUCCAGCCGAAGGUCGUCGAACCUCCCCAAUGUAGAAGAGAUGGCAAACACUACGACCGCUACUCUGAGCGCUUCUUCUGUGCGGAAAAGUUCUCGCCCUGCUACAAAGCGCAUCCGCUCCUUCGUGCCUGAUUCUUCCGAAGCUGAAGACGACAUAGUCGAGCCCGCACAGGCUGGCGCAUCGAACAGCUCGACCCGGCAACUGCUCAAGGCAGUUGCGAUACCACCGAUGAAGUCCUCUGAUGCGAAACCGAAGCGCGAACAAGACAGCUCAACUGGAUCACCUUCGUUCGAGAAUUCGGACUACGAGACCCCAGGGACCAGCAUCUCCACAACGCCGGCUCUCUCCGUCGGCCAUGGUGCGAAGAUAACUCGCAAGAGUGGUCUUAGCGCAGCUGUAACCGCCGGAUUUGGUGCUUCAUCUUCUCGUAAGCGAACGCGCUUCAUGAUAGAAAAGUUAGAAGAAGAUGAGAACACCGACAUCAAUGCUGAUGCUCAGCUUGCGAUGCAAUUGCAAUUGGAGGAGAACGAGUUGGACCCCAAUAAUCACAUUUCGCUUGAUUCAUCGUCAGACGAAGAGCCACUUGCGAAGCGGAGGGCGACAACUUCAAAAGGCAAGGGCAAGGGCGAUGCUGUCGUGGAGGAUGCAGUCAUAGUAGGUUCAGAUGACGAUUCGCUCUCACUGACUCUUACAACACCAACAUAUACCGGGAAAGGCAAGGGCAAAGCUCCCGCAGCCGCUCACCGAAACAGCUCACGAAGUCGUUCAGCUCGUGCUCGUGCAAAGGCAGCGAAGAACUUUGUGCUAGACUCUGAUCUAGAUGAGGACGUGGAUGACGAGGACGAAUUCAAGCUGGACGACGACGAUGAUGUUGCGGAUUCCGCAUUGGACGACGAGGACGACGCGAUCGGAGGUAAAAUGGACACUGGUAGCGACAGUGACGAUAUACCACUUUCGAAAGUCAGCAAACGUGCUCUGGCUGCCCUCAAUACUGAGCCAACCGCAGCAAAGAAGCAACGCGGCAAGAAGAACAAACGCCUGACACGGGAAGAGAAGAUGGCACGCCUCCGCCGUAAUGCGCGGUUUGCUCAUAUUGCAGACAAAUGGGAACGCAAGCGUGCGAUGAACCGCGAACGUGCUGAGGAAUCUCAUCCAAAGCUGCUCACCAUGUGGAAAGAGCUCGAAGAAGUACUGGUGCUUGAAGUGCAACAAGCCGAACAACCGCCAUCCAUCAACCGCCGUCUGAAGCCUUUCCAGCUUGAGGGCCUUAGCUGGAUGACACGGCAGGAGAAAACCGCUUAUAGAGGUGGUCUUCUUGGCGAUGAGAUGGGUAUGGGCAAGACGAUUCAGGCUGUCUCGCUCAUCAUGUCGGACUGGCCGCAGAAGGAGCCCACGCUUGUCGUCGUUCCGCCUGUGGCAUUGAUGCAAUGGUCCAACGAAAUCGGAGCAUACACGGAUGGCAAACUUAAGGUUCUCGUCUAUCAUGGCACCAAUUCCAAGUGCAAAAAGAUGACAGUGAAAGAUUUGCGGAAGUACGACGUUAUCAUGGUGUCGUACAACAGCUUGGAGUCUUUGCACCGCAAGGAAACCAAAGGCUGGACACGUGGCGAGGAUAUUAUUAAAGAAGCAUCACCUUUACACGCCAUUACGUACCAUAGGCUCAUUCUAGACGAGGCUCACAGCAUCAAAUCUCGUACCACUGGUGUCGCUAAGGCCUGCUUCGCGCUCAAGGGCACCUAUAAAUGGUGUUUGUCGGGCACUCCGGUACAAAACCGAAUAGGCGAAUUCUUCUCUCUGUUGCGAUUCCUUGAGGUUCGGCCUUUUGCAGAUUACUUUUGCCGAAGCUGCGACUGUGAGCAGCUACAUUGGACUGUCGAUGAAGACCACAUGUGCAAAGCAUGUAACCACGGAGCUUCGGAGCACAUCUCCGUCUUUAAUCAGGAAUUGCUUAACCCGAUCACUGGCGAUGAUCCGGAGCUCCGGGAGGACGCCUUGACUAAGCUGCAUAUGAUCACUGCUCGCAUCAUGUUGCGUCGCAUGAAGCGUGAUCACACGAACUCGAUGGAAUUGCCUAUGAAGGAUAUCGUGAUCCAUAACGAAUUCUUCAGUGAAGUGGAGCGAGACUUCUCAACGUCCAUCAUGUCGAACUCCGCUCGUAAGUUCGACACUUAUGUUGCGCAAGGUGUCAUGCUCAACAAUUAUGCCAACAUCUUCGGUCUCAUCAUGCAAAUGCGUCAAGUUGCCAACCAUCCGGAUUUACUUCUGAAGAAGAAGGCAGCUGAAGGCAGUCAGAAUGUUUACGUGUGCAACAUCUGUGAUGAGCCUGCCGAGGACGCGGUUCGCUCUCGCUGCCACCAUGAGUUCUGCCGAGCAUGUGUGAAAGACUUCAUGGACACUUGCGAAGCCUCCGGCACCGAUGCUGAUUGUCCCCGCUGCCACAUCGCUCUCUCAAUCGACUUCGAGCAGCCAGAGCUUGAGCAAGACGAGGAGUCAGUCAAGAAAACUUCCAUCAUCAAUCGGAUAAAGAUGGAGAACUGGACGUCGUCUACAAAGAUUGAGAUGCUUGUUUAUGAUCUUUACAAGCUGCGGAGCAAGAAGCAGACACUCAAGUCCAUCGUGUUCAGUCAGUUUACAUCGAUGCUUCAGCUGAUUGAAUGGCGUCUUCGGCGCGCUGGAUUCAACACAGUCAUGCUUGAUGGUUCCAUGACACCCGCUCAGCGUCAGAAGAGCAUUGAACAUUUCAUGACCAAUCCGGACGUCGAGGUGUUCUUGGUGUCGCUCAAGGCCGGAGGUGUUGCUCUGAACCUGACGGAGGCUUCCAGGGUAUUCAUCGUGGAUCCAUGGUGGAACCCUGCAGCCGAGUGGCAGUCUGCUGAUCGUUGCCAUCGCAUUGGACAGAAGAGGCCUUGUGUUAUUACUCGGCUUUGCAUUGAAGAUAGUGUAGAGUCGCGGAUGGUUGCGCUUCAAGAGAAGAAAGCAGCCAUGAUUGCUGGAACGGUCAACAACGACAAAGUCGCGAUGGACCGCCUGAGCCCGGAAGACCUGCAGUUCCUGUUCCGCGGUUCUUAG
Didymosphaeria variabile is the source of this 3084-nucleotide messenger RNA. RefSeq names its product DNA repair protein rad16 (gene RAD16). Gene Ontology annotation, molecular function: ATP-dependent chromatin remodeler activity; ATP binding; metal ion binding. The coding region runs from base 1 to 3084 and encodes 1027 amino acids. Lineage: Eukaryota; Fungi; Ascomycota; Dothideomycetes; Pleosporales; Didymosphaeriaceae. The record is from RefSeq and is a predicted model, not a curated record. The transcript has 3 exons.